AAUCAUGGCCCCCUCAAAUCUCCCUCAAGACCAUCUUCUCAGAAGGGGCAGCAGUGUGCUGCCCCCACCCACACACCAUCGUCUUUUGAUUGUAUCCCAGCUAUUACAAAAGAGAUCCGAGAAACAGGCGGAGAGAAGAAAGAUAAGGAGAGCUUCCCUUUCAUAUCAUAAGCUCGCCGUCAGCUUUGCUCCUCGGAUCGUCGCUUGUGUCCAUCUCCGUCUCCCUCGUCCUAUGUGCGGAGUCCUCCUCCUCUUCGCGCUUCAUUGAUCGCCAAUGUCGGCCCAAGUUCUGCCCGAGCACAUUUGCUAUGUCCACUGCAACUUCUGCAACACCGUCCUUGCGGUUAGUGUCCCUGGCAACAGCUUGCUCAACAUAGUCACGGUGAGAUGUGGGCACUGUUCUAAUCUUCUGUCCGUCAACAUGGGAGCUUUGCUUCAAGCACUUCCUUUUCAGAGUCUUCAGACUCGCAGCAUAUGUUCUCAAGGAAAUGGAGUGGAAUGUGGAUCACCUUCCAAGUGCAAAAGGACUUCAUUGUUGUGCACAAUGCCGAAGGAUCAAGAACAAACGCUACCGAUGCAUCCUCCAGAGAAGAGACACCGCGCGCCUUCUGCAUAUAACAGGUUUAUCAAGGAAGAAAUACAAAGGAUAAAGGCUAACAAUCCAGACAUCAGCCACAGAGAAGCAUUCAGCACUGCAGCAAAGAAUUGGGCACAUUUUCCUCGCAUCCAUUUUGGGUUAAACAUUGAUGGCAAUAAGCAAGCAAAGCUUGAUGAGCCAGUAAGUGCACCGGCCAAUACACCUGGGGGCCAAAAGGGUCACAGUUUCUGCUGAUAAUUAGUAUGUGUAGUGAGUAGAUGCUGUUCUGCAAGUCAAUUUGUAGAAUAUGAGCACUUCAUUGUAAUAGAAUGAUCAUCUAAGCACUUUGUUAUUUAAUGCAAUUUUCUAUGUUUAUGCCAA
Messenger RNA from Musa acuminata subsp. malaccensis (wild Malaysian banana), 958 nucleotides. Its product is annotated as protein YABBY 2-like. Gene Ontology annotation, cellular component: nucleus. The record is from RefSeq and is a predicted model, not a curated record. Gene Ontology annotation, biological process: multicellular organism development; cell fate commitment; abaxial cell fate specification. Lineage: Eukaryota; Viridiplantae; Streptophyta; Magnoliopsida; Zingiberales; Musaceae.